AUGUUGUUUACAAUAGUAGAGAAGGAGGUUUCUCCAUGUGUUGGUCGUCUGGAGGUGGUGGAUUCAGAAGCUGAGUUUGUGCAGUGGAAGAUAAAGUAUCAGACAGUGCUGCAUUCAGAAAAAGCGUUCACUGGUACGGCAUCUCUGACUCAAGAGAGAAUCCUGCAAGAGAACAUCUCUCUUCUGCUGAAGAACACUCACCAUGAACACCAGGGUCUUUACCUAUUCAUGAAGGAUGAAGACAUCAGACUUGCCACACACAUUAAUCUCACUUUGACAGAACCCCGUUCUCCCAGUACUGUGUUUGUUAAAGCGGGUGAGGAGGUGGAUCUGCUGUGUUUUGGCCGUGUGGACUGGUUUGGUGCAGAAGCUGAGUUUGUGCAGUGGAAGAUGGAGGAUCAGAUGGUUCUGCAGUGGGAAAAAGGUUCUCAGAUUGUGGGUUAUCAGUUCAGAGGUAGAGUGUCGCUGCCCAAAGAGAAAAUCUACCAAAAUAACAUCUGUCUCGUGUUGAAGAACAUAAGCCAUGCUGACCAGGGCAGUUACGCGUGCUUAUUUGUGAAGGACCAAAUCAUCAGACUGGGCACACAGAUUAACCUCACUGUGACAGAUCACAUGACCCGGUUGGAGGCGGAGUUUGGUUCCUCUGUGCUCCUUCCCCUCCACACUGUAUCUCCAGUGAUUGUGGGCUUCCUGCCUGAUGGAGGGAACGGUUCUGUACGAGUGUGUGAGGUGGAGAAAGAGCAGAUGGAGUGUGGAGCAGCUUAUUCACACCGUACAGAUCUACAGCAGCACUCCCUGGAGCUGAGGAAGCUCUCCAUGGAGGAUUCUGGAACGUUCUCAGUGAUGGAGAGAGAAACACGGCGCACUGUCAGUGUUCUCUUCAUACAGGUGUUCCCUCCAUCUACAGGUCCACCUGAGGAGGCUGAACCUAGAGGAAGGACAAUCAUAAUCAUCAGUGUUAUACCUGUCUUUAUAGUCAUGGUGAUUGUGUUGAAGUGGAGGAGGCGGAGACGAACAGGGAGCUGUCAGUGA
Colossoma macropomum (tambaqui) is the source of this 1032-nucleotide messenger RNA. RefSeq lists its product as uncharacterized. The transcript has 4 exons. NCBI's taxonomy places the organism in Eukaryota, Metazoa, Chordata, Actinopteri, Characiformes, Serrasalmidae. Gene Ontology annotation, biological process: cellular response to lipopolysaccharide; T cell costimulation; negative regulation of T cell proliferation. Gene Ontology annotation, cellular component: external side of plasma membrane. The coding region runs from base 1 to 1032 and encodes 343 amino acids. The record is from RefSeq and is a predicted model, not a curated record.